Paramecium tetraurelia is the source of this 989-nucleotide messenger RNA. RefSeq lists its product as uncharacterized. The transcript is spliced from 4 exons. Lineage: Eukaryota; Ciliophora; Oligohymenophorea; Peniculida; Parameciidae. The record is from RefSeq and is a predicted model, not a curated record.
AUGAACAAUCCUCGUCCAUCAUAACUUCCAGCUCAGAAGGCAACACCAUCAUAAUUGCCUCCUACUGCUUAAUAAUAGGUUCCAGAAGCAUACUUGCCAUAACAAAACUGGGUUCCUGCAAGCUCUUAAAUUCAGCCAGGAGUUUACGGCUAACCAAUUCCACUUUAACAGACAGGAUUAAUUACAAAUCCCCAAUAUUUGUAAUAGCCAGUGUAUGCUUAAUAAGGAUUGGUGUAAUCAAGUGGACCAGUUGUCACUUAAGGGAAUGCAAUCAAGGGUGAAUCUAGGAUUGAAUAUGUUCCCUACACAAAAGAAGUGACAGAGUAUGUGAUGUAAGAGGUGGUCGAGUAUGUGCCAAGAGAGAGAAAAAUUACUGACUAUUAUGCAGUGGAAUACGUGACUGAACACAUUCCUUAAGUGAUCUAAGAGAAAUACAUUGAAUACGUACCAGUGGAGACAAUAAAGGAGAGAACAGAGUACCAGGCAGUGACAAAACAAAGUGUAAUAUAAGCACCAGUUGAUUAUUAAUAAAUCCAAACAACCCAAUAGUAUUAAGUAGCUGCCCCAAUUCAAUAUGCCUAGACCUACACCCAGCCAAUUCAAUAUGCUUAGACCACAGUGUAGCCAGUUCAAUAUGCCCAAGCCACCACCCAAUUCGUACCAACCACUUAGAGUCAAUACGUGACAGCUCCAGUGACAACCUCUUAAUAUGUCCCACAACCCUACUCCACAACCACCUAUGGAGCUCCAAUUACAACCUAUGGUUAAGUUCCCUAGAAUUAAGGCUAUUUACCAGCAACUGCAUAUGCCCAACCAGGAGUUGGAUAGGUUACUACAACAACAAAGUAGUACUCAACUGGAUGGUAAUAAGUCUACCCAGCAUCAACAGGAAAUGUUUAACCUUAAUUGCAAUAGUAACAACUAGGUUAAUUGCAAAAGCCAGGAUAGAGCCCAAAGUACGCAUGAUGAUAUUAUAAUAAGGAAUUAUU